This is a messenger RNA of Cherax quadricarinatus, 1368 nucleotides long. The record is from RefSeq and is a predicted model, not a curated record. NCBI's taxonomy places the organism in Eukaryota, Metazoa, Arthropoda, Malacostraca, Decapoda, Parastacidae.
AGACACCACCUGCGUGGCUGCCGUCACUGUGUCUGCGGUAGUCGUGGAGUGAACACAUCACUGCCUCGCUCCUCACCCUCCUGUGAGACAACCUUCUUUUGUUGACUCUUCCUUCCGUGAAGGGAUGAAACUUUGUGUUCAACGUUUGUUUGUAGUGGAUUAACGAGUGUGCGCGUGAACUGAUAUGAUCGAAGAAACUGUACAUGUCGUUGAGUAUAGUGUUUUUGAAUAGUUUAACUGCUUUUAACGGAUAUCUGAGUCAUUACUGACGCUGGUGAGUGGGAACGUUUAACCUGGGACAACAUAGUGAUCUACAACACACCAGGUGUUCACAUCGAGAGCGUCAACUCACACGGGCAGACACCGCUCUUCUGCGCCUCCUUUGGCGGUGACAGUGAGGUGGUGCCACUGUUACUACGGCUGGGUGCCAACCCCAACCGUCGGUGUGGCCUGAAGGGUGCCACCCCCGUGCAUGGUGCCUGCUACCGUGGCUCUCGUAGGGUGCUCCGUCUGCUGGUGGAUGCUGGUGGUGACCUCGAACUGACUGACAAUGACCACCAGACUCCCAGGGACUACGCACUGAAGCAGCCUUCACCGAUCCGUCGCCAGAAGAUCCUGUCCUUCCUGGACCUGCUGCUAGCUAUGACCUUACACAGGACUCUGGCCCGCACUGCUACCACCAACACCAGUCUCACACACCCUACACUCGCACAUGCUGCCUCUAAGACCAGCCUGGCACUCAAAAUUAUUAGCUCCUGUUGCUUCUACAAACGUCAGGGAAGUCUAGCAAGUGUGUGGGGUGCAUGUAUCACCGAGGGGGACACCACUUCUCCCCGUUCACAGCCUUACACAGGAGUCUCCUCCAACCUACACAAGACUGUUUCGUGUCAUCUUCUGGAACAGAUGUAUGUUUCCACCUCCCUGCCUCUCCUCACACCAGCUGACCUCAAGAGACCUGAGGAGGCAAGCAUCGCUUACACGUGUGGUGGACCAACUGUGUAUUCACCUUACACCUGGCUGGGUACUAAGGUCACUCUCCGUAGACCGACUCCAGCACUCUCACUACCCAAGGAAAAUGUUCCAAAAGGGGAAGAUCAAAGUACCCUUGAUCAAGGCGCAUGCAAGUCACUGGUGCAGGAGCUGUCAGUGCUACGGCGUCUCCGUCACCCAGCAUUCUUGGAGGUGAUGGCCGCGUGUCAUGUGACCUCGCCCUACCCUGAGCACAUCACCCUUGUCUUCCAGAAAGUACCUCAUGGCUCCCUCUACCAUCACUUACAUGUUGAGGUACAGCGGGAUGAGAAAGAAACUUUUCCCCUCACGUGUGCUCCAAAAUUUGUAUGUCUGGCAGCGUCAUCACAUGCAUGUUAA